Molecule: messenger RNA, 4008 nt
Organism: Epinephelus lanceolatus (giant grouper)
Lineage: Eukaryota; Metazoa; Chordata; Actinopteri; Perciformes; Serranidae
Source: RefSeq, a predicted model, not a curated record
GCUAGCUAGCAUCUCCUAGCUAGCAGUCAGUGCAGUUCAGCUGUGUGUUGGAUGAGGUGUGGUGGACAGAGGAGAUGUGGUCCUUUUUUGCCAGGGAUCCUGUCAAAGACUUUGCUUAUGAAAUUCUCCCAGACACCCAGGAGAAGUCUGGAAUAUGGACUCUCCACCGCGGGAAGCGAAAGACCAAUGGGGAGCCAGUGUCUGUGUUCCUGUACGAGGUAGCACAGGGGACAGAGCAGCAGACACAGCUAGCCAAGGCUGCCUUCAAGCGUAUGAAGACCCUGCGGCACCCUAACAUCCUGGCUUAUGUGGACGGAUUGGAGACAGAGACAGAGAAGAGCCUGUACCUGGUCACGGAGCAGGUGACACCACUGGCAGUCCACCUGAAGACCCAGGCAGAGAAGGGUGGAUCUGGGGAGCUGGAGGUCUCCUGGGGUUUGCACCAGAUAGUGAAAGCUUUGAGUUUCCUGGUCAACGACUGCCACCUGCUCCAUAACAAUUUGGGUGUUUGGGCUGUUUUUGUGGAUCGAGCUGGAGAGUGGAAGCUUGGGGCUCUCGACCAUGUGGUCCCUGAGCAGGGUGACCCAAGCGGGGUCUCACUCCCUGCCCCCAAAACUGUUUACCCAGACAUGGAGAAAUAUGACCCACCAGAGAUGUCCAACAGCAGUGGAGAGAAGUGGGCAGGUGAGGUGUGGCGGCUGGGCUGCCUGAUCUGGGAGGUGUUCAACGGGCCACUACCUCGCACAUCCUCCCUGCGUUCACUAGGAAAGAUCCCAAAGGUCCUGGUCCCUCAUUACUGCGAGCUGGUGGGGGCUAAUCCCAGAGCUCGACCAAACCCAGCACGCUUUCUCCAGAACUGUCGAGCCCCCGGAGGAUUCCUCAGCAACAGCUUUGUAGAGAGCAACCUUUUCCUGGAGGAGAUACAGAUCAAGGAGCCAGCUGAGAAGCAGCAGUUCUUCCAGGAUCUGAGUGAAAAUCUGGACUCCUUCCCUGAAGACUUCUGUAAACACAAGGUCCUGCCUCAGCUGCUCACUGCCUUCGAGUUUGGCAAUGCAGGGGCUGUCGUCCUCACGCCGCUCUUCAAGGUGGGCAAGUUCCUGUCAGCAGAAGAGUACCAGCAGAAGAUCAUCCCCGUUAUCGUGAAGAUGUUUUCCUCCACGGACAGAGCCAUGAGGAUACGACUGUUGCAGCAGAUGGAGCAGUUCAUUCAGUAUCUGAACGAGGCCGCAGUCAACUCCCAGAUUUUCCCCCACGUUGUUCACGGCUUCACAGACACCAACCCUGCCAUCAGAGAACAGACUGUAAAGUCCAUGUUGCUGUUGGCGCCCAAGCUGAAUGAGACCAACCUGAACCAGGAGCUGAUGCGUCACUUUGCACGGCUGCAGGCCAGAGACGAACAAGGCCCGAUCCGGUGCAACACCACCGUCUGCCUGGGCAAGAUCGCCUCCUACCUCAACGCAGGGACUCGACAACGUGUUCUGAUUUCUGCCUUCUCACGAGCCACUAAAGACCCCUUCCCAGCUUCACGCUCCGCGGGUGUGCUCGGCUUUGCUGCCACACACAACUUCUACAGCAUAACAGAGAUCGCUGGCCGCAUCCUGCCCACCCUGUGUGCCAUUACUGUUGACCCUGAUAAGAGCGUCAGGGACCAGGCGUUCAAAGCCAUCAAGAGUUUCCUUUCCAAGCUGGAGACUGUUUCAGAAGACCCCACUAAGCUGGCUGAUAUAGAAAAGGACGUAACGUCAGGCGCUCAGGCUGCAGGUGCAUCUUCUAGCUGGGCCGGCUGGGCCGUCACUGGCAUGUCCACGAUAACUUCUAAGCUGAUCCGAAACGCUCCAGGGACAGAGGGGGGAGCGGCAGCUGAGGUUAGCGAGGCCGCUAUCGCCACCAGCCCUACCAGUGCCACUGAUGGAGCACCUGCACCCGAAGCCUCUGUGACUCACCAUGCUGCCUCUAGUCGUGCCAACCAACCACAGACUCAUGAAGCGACAGACAACGAUGAUGAGCCAAUAGGAGAUCGCUGGGAUGACGAGGAGGACUGGGGAAGUUUAGAGGAGCCAGAGAAAGCUCACACUGAGACGGAUGACUGGAACACUGACUGGUCAGGAAUGUCAUCAUCCAAAAAGAAGGCCAGUGACAGAGGGGUGGGCAAGUCGUCGUCCUCCGUGGCGGGGAAAAAGCAAAACGCUGACUGGAGCAGCUCAGGCUGGGACGCCGACGACAGCUGGUCCAACGAGAAGGAGGGACAGGGUCAGAGCUCCGCGGGCGAGGAGGGCUGGGGCAAUGACUGGGGGGACGAGGACACGGACACAACCUUGGCCGGUACGACGCUCCCCUUGCCCGAAGGAGUGCGGUUAGCCAGCGAGUACAACUGGGACAGCAGCAGCUCAGGCAAGGCGGCCAAUCAGAACGAUCUGUUCGCCAGCUUGUCCCAGAGAAACACAGCCGGAACUGCUGCCACCAUGACUGGAGAUGGUUGGGCUGCAGAGACAACAGGAGACUGGGGAGCUGAGGAGAGCUGGGAGUCAGUGGACGGGAACCAGGGUCUCAGCAAAGCAGAACUGUCCAAGAAGAAACGGGAAGAGAGAAGGAAAGAGCUGGAGGCGAAACGGGCGGAGCGCAAAGCUGCUAAAGGUCCUCUCAAACUGGGCGCACGCAAGUUGGACUGACGGGGAUGCGGAGAAAGAUUUGAGGGUGGGGAUGGAGGACAGCAGGGAAUUGACCCAGAGUGGUGGAUGGAGGCUUGACAUUCCACAAAGGACCAGACAGAAGUGUCAGCAGUGAGGAAAAUACUGUGAAGAGUCAGAGGGAAACGUUCCUGUUGGACAGAAGACGACUCCCAGCUUUGGGAUUCUCUGUCUGUCUUCAUUCAGGAACCGACAGAGGGAUGAAAAAGCAACAAUCCAGUGCUUUACGAGUGGAGCUGAGACAAACAGAGACAGAGCAGUGAUGAAGCAGCACAGAGCGGUGCUCCUCGCAGCCCGAGCUGAUCAAAAUGUCCCUUUUUUUAAACACGUAACUCAUAAACCUGCAGCUGUAAAGUAAAUGUAUAUAAAAAGUGCAUCUUGUCUUAAAAUGACACAAAGAAAUGACUUUUUUAAAGAACUGAGAAUAUAUAUAUAACAGGAUAUCCAACAUGUAUUAUUAUACUGAAUGUUUUUCAGUACACACACACACACACACACACAGUGGAUAUGAAUGUUUUAGUUCAGCUGUCACUAACUAACAGACUUAAAAUCGACCCAUGCAUGCCCUGUUGUAUUUGUGUGGCCUAACAAAAGGUUUCAUGGCACAGAGUUUACUUUGCACAUUCAACACUGUAUUUUACUGAACUGACCCAACAGAUGAAACGUUUGGUUUCAGAUCUGUAAAUGUGUGACAUGCACUGCAGACGCAUGAUGGAAACAAGAAGUUAAAUUGAUGCUGGUGAACUGGUUUCAAGGGAAAAUCAGUUUAUGUGUUUACAUGCCUUUUUCCUGUGUGUGUCCUCGUAGUGCUGUGGUGGAGGGGUGAUGAAAUCAAAGGAGUUUUAUUUUGAAAUCUGAAGGAGCCUGUAAGAUCCUGCAGAUCUCACUGAAACCUUUGGGAAGUCAGUUGACAGUACUGGGUGUAAUCAGGGUAAAUGAGUCCCCGAAAAAGUUCCUUUAACUCUUUUAUUUGUGCCUUUAUUUAACAAACAGAUCUGCUCUGUAGGAUCACGUCCAACAACUUCAGUUUCAUCAGAACAUUUCAGUCUGAUCUGUCUUUCUCCUUUCAGUGUAACCCCCAGAUCUCCUGUCUGUGUUGGAUGUGCUAUUGUUAGGUUUGGUGUUGCUCACCGUACAUGAUGCUGUACAGACACAAUCAGCAGUCAUCACCAUUGGAGCUAAUGUCCAGGUGAGGGGGGGGUCAGGUAGAGCUGUGUUUAGCUCAGGUGAACUGAGGAAGACUGGAUGCAACCUUUUGACAAGAAUCCAAAUGAUGUAGCAUGUGAGCUGUUCUAAAAAUAAAUAUAAGUUAAAAAAAAAA